AAACCUGAAGGAGACGACGACAGAUGAUGUAACAACUGCCCCCUAACCAAGGCUAUAUAAAUGCGACCUUUGCAGUUUUGCUGGCUAACUGCAGGAGCUAGGCGAGCCGUCUGCGCAUCAAUAGAACAAUAAACACCGUGACCUUGUCCCUGGUGGAGGUGUGGAGACGCGAAAAUGGCCGCCCGAGCGUUGGUGCUGGUCCAGCGGAUGACUAUAGCUAGGAGAGCCUUCUCUCUUUCGGCCUGUGUCCGCCAUGAGCGACUGCACGAGGUCCUCCCUCCCCAUGAGUCGUUUGCCCGACGCCACAUUGGCCCGUCCUCCGAGGACACCCAGGAGAUGCUUCGGGUCUGUGGCGUGGAGACAAUGGAAGAGCUGAUAUCUAAGACGGUGCCUGAAUCCAUUCGCUCCACCCAAGAACUCAUCCUCGACCCACCUCUGUCAGAGUUGGAGCUAGUGGACCGUAUCAGUGACCUGGCCAGCAAGAACGAGGUCCACAGGUCAUACAUCGGACUGGGUUACUACGACUGCAUCACUCCCGCCGUCAUCAAGAGAAACGUCAUGGAGAAUCCCGGCUGGAUCACUCCAUACACCCCGUACCAGGCAGAGCUGGCCCAGGGCAGGCUCGAGUGCCUCAUGAAUUAUCAGACAAUGGUGUGUGACCUGUCCGCCAUGGACGUUGCCAACGCCUCUCUACUGGACGAGGCCACUGCUGCUGCUGAGGCCAUGGCACUCUGCUUCAGGCAGUUUAAGGAUAACGAGCACAACGUGUUCUACGUGGACCGACACGUCCACCCACACUCCCUGGCCGUCAUCCAGACACGAGCCAACCAUCUCGGAGUGAAGACGGUGGUCGACGAUUUCCACAAUUUCGAUUUCUCCACAGGGACGGUGUGCGGCGUCCUCGUCCAGUACCCCAAUACUGACGGACAGAUCAACGACUUCACCGAAAUGAUUGAAAAAGCUCACGAAAAUAAGGUGCUGGUGGCGAUGGCUACCGACCUGUUGACUCUGACUCUCCUGAAACCUCCUGGUGAUCUGGGGGCCGACAUUGCCCUCGGCAGCUCUCAGAGGCUGGGCGUUCCCAUGGGUUUUGGCGGACCGCAUGCGGGCUUCUUUGCCGUCAAGAAACCUCUGCUCAAGUCAAUGCCGGGGAGAAUAGUUGGUCGGACUUGGGACCACCAGUCAAUGCCGACCCAUCGACUGUGUCUCCAGACCAGGGAACAGCAGAUCAGGAAGGACAAGGCAACCAGCAAUAUCUGCACCGCUCAGGCUCUCCUGGCCAACAUGUCGGCCCUGUACACCAUCUACCACGGACCAGAGGGCCUCAGAGAUAUCGCCUAUCGCAUUCACAGGAGUACUCUUGUUCUGGCUGAAGCUCUCAGGAGACAGGGACAUAUCAUUCAUCUUGGCCCCUUCUUUGACACCAUCAAGGUGACGUGUAAUUCUCACGUGGCCGACAGACUGAAGGUUCUGAGAAGAGCUCGAGAAAAGAAGAUCAACCUCAGAAUCAGCGAUGAAGACGACUUGGGAGUGUCACUGGACGAGACGGUCACAGCCAGUGACGUCAGUGACCUCAUGUGGAUCUUUGGCUGCACCAGAGAAACACAGGACUCCAUAGUUGCCAGUGCUCCGGAAGACAUCACUGAAGGCUCGUUCCUCGACUCAGAGUAUCAGCGGACCUCUCAGUACCUCAGCCACCCUGUCUUCAACAAGUACCAUUCUGAGACAGCUCUGCUGCGCUACAUGAAACAACUGGAGAACCUUGACCUUUCUCUGGCCCACUCCAUGAUACCCCUGGGCUCCUGUACGAUGAAGUUGAACGCCACGAGUGAGCUGCUGCCCAUCUCCAUGCCAGAGUUUGCCUCUCUCCACCCGUUUGCCCCCGAGGAACAGAGUGUUGGCUACCAGGAGAUGCUGGAGGAGCUGGACCGGGACCUCUGCGAGAUCACCGGCUACGACAAGUUCAGUUUCCAGCCAAACAGUGGUGCUCAGGGAGAGUUUGCAGGUCUGUGUGCCAUCAUGGCCUACCACAGAGACAGAGACGAACAGCACAGGAAGCCCAUGGGACCAACUGCGGCCAGUGCUCAGAUGGCAGGACUGAAUGUGGUCUAUAUUCCCACUGACAAGAAGACUGGGAUGGUCAGCAUUGAGGACUUCAAGAUUAAGGUGGAGGAGACUCGUAAGGACCUUGCGGCGGUCAUGGUGACGUAUCCCUCCACGUACGGUGUGUUUGAAGAGACUAUUGUGGACCUGUGUGACAUGGUGCACCACUAUGGCGGACAGGUGUAUGUGGAUGGAGCCAACCUGAAUGCCCAGGUGGGGCUGUGCAGACCAGGAGACUAUGGAGGAGAUGUUUCCCACCUCAACCUCCACAAGACCUUUUGUAUCCCUCACGGAGGAGGCGGGCCCGGGAUGGGACCCAUUGGAGUUAAGGCACACUUGGCUCAGUACCUUCCUUCUCACCCCAUCACCUCCACGUCCUCUGACCCUGCAAAAAGUCUGGGCACGGUGUCAGCAGCGGCGUGGGGCUCGGCCUCCAUUCUCCCCAUCUCCUGGGCCUACAUCAAACUCAUGGGCCCACAAGGUCUCCGCUCUGCCUCCGAGGUUGCCAUACUGAAUGCCAAUUACAUGGCUGCAAGACUCAAAGACCACUAUAAGAUCCUCUUCAGAGGAGCACAUGGGUUCAAUGCACACGAGUUCAUUCUGGAUACGAGAGAUUUCAAGACCUCUGCAAACGUGGACUCCAUCGACAUCACAAAGAGACUGCAGGACUACAGUCUCCACGCACCCACCGUCUCGUGGCCUGUGAGCAACACCCUCAUGUUGGAGCCGACAGAGAGCGAGGACAGGGAGAUGAUGGACAACUACUGCGAUGCCCUCAUUUCAAUCAGAGAAGAAAUCCGGGAGAUCGAAGAUGGGAAAUACAGCAAGGACAACAACGUCAUAAAGGGAGCACCCCACACAAUGAAGGUGGUCACAGCAGACGACUGGGACAGGCCUUACUCUAGAACAAAGGCUGCCUUUCCCGCGUCAUGGUUGCUUCCAGUGAACAAAGUGUGGCCUGGUAGUGCCAGACAGGAAGAGAUACACGGAGACAGAAAUGUGGUCGCCACUCUCUAUGAAGCUCUCUCGACUGUCAAGAAAAAGUGACUUCACACCCAGGAAAAAUCUACCUGUGUUGUCGUAAUUGUUUGUCCUAACAUUGUAUACUGUAAACUUCAUUGUGAAGUCAUUAUAAUAACAAUGUGUCAUCAUUAUACAGUGCAUUAAAUUAUAACACAACUCGCACUGGAUAUAUAAUAUAUACAAUAGUUGCAAAAAUGUUUUUCGUUAAUAAUAAUACAGUAGGUGCGAAAUAAUACAUUUAGUGGGUAGUUGGGCUUGCAAGAAGUGAUUCAUGCAAAAUUGAAUGAAUACAAAAACAUUCAGAGAUAAGGGUGAAUUCAGACUAUAACAAGACUUAGUGGUGAUCAUCAAAAAAACAGCGUCAUAGUUUCCAGAAAUUAUAAUACAGACAAUAGUGAUAGUGAUAGAGAAAAUGAUGAGACUUAGCUCUUGAGCAAAUUGGAGAUGGUGAAAUUGCACUUGUUGGCCAGAUCGACCCCGGGUCCUCCAGACUCUGCGCUGUGUCCAAAUACGGGGCUCGAGCACUCGGCAGUGACGGGAUAGGGAUAGGCGACUGCUGCAGCCGCUACAGAAAACGGAGGGUGGCUGGCGUAGGUGUCCAUCGGGGAGGCGCAUGUCGUUCCGUUGGUGAAGUUUUGGCCCUGCGUGGGAGGUGCAGAGAUGGGGGAAGUUUGGCUCGAGUAAGGGGAAUAGCUCCAGGAGGGCUGAGUGAGCCCGUCACCAGGCUGAUAGUGGGCGAGGGGGGCGAAAUUGGGUGGGCUCCCAAUGGAGUAACUCCGUGAUAUCGGGAUGUGGGGUACAGUGGGGAACUCGUAAGGCAUGUCGCCGACAGGUGGCGAGGAGAAGCUCCGGCUGCGUUGCUGAGCAGCAACUACCUCGGUGGCAUAGCGAUGGUGGGCGUUGGCAUCGGGGAACACGGGGAUACAGCUGGCUGCCGGGUACCCGUUCCCGUGGGUGCAGGGAAUGGUUGCGUACUGGGAGCUCGUGUUUGGGGAUAAGGAUGUGGGAGGGGAAAGAGGUGGCGACUCCGUCAGGCGAGUGAAGACCAGUCGGAGAGGUGACGGGGUCGGCGUAGGGCUUCUGCGGGAGCUGGUGAAGGAAUCUGUACCUCCUGCGCAGGAAACUCCCGUUUUUGAACAUCUCCGAGCUCGCCGGGUGAAGCUUCCAGAAGUUUCCUUUCCCCGAGGAGCCGUAUUCGCGCGGGACCUUUAUGAAGCAGUCGUUGAGGCUGAGGUUGUGCCGGAUGGAGUUCUGCCAGGUGGGCCAGCGCUUGCGGUAGUAGGGGAACUGCUGGAUGAUGUAAUCACAGAUCUCCCCCAGCGUGAGCAUCUUGUUGGGCGACUGGGAGAUGGCCAUCGCGAUCAGGGCAAUGUAAGAGUAUGGUGGUUUGAUGUCGUCUUGGUUGCACUGCGAGGUGGAGUUGGCCUUCUUGCGGUUUCUCUUUUUCGUGGACGAUUUCUGCUGUGUUUCGGUUGUCUCGGAACUGGUGGUGGUGCUAGAGUCUGAUGACGUGGUGGUGUCCUUGUCUGGGCGUUCAUCCUCGGUGCUCUGGUUGUUUUCUCCCUCUUUUGUCUUCACCAGCGGAGGAGGAAGGGCUCUCUUUCCGUCCUCAGGCUCGCUCUUGAUCGUUUUCUGCAACACGGGUGCAAAUAGGGUGGAAGAGGGGAAAGAUAACGUUGGGAUAAUUGGCGAAUGUCUCGCUGCAUUCCGUAGUGGAAGAUGCAAAUUGCGCACCAGCUCGUCUUACAAUCGAUUGCGAUUCUGCAGCGCCUCACAGGGGUGUCCGGUUACGUAGGCUCCACGGCACUUACGCCGGGCACUCGAGGCGCACCGAAGCUUGCU
This is a messenger RNA of Geodia barretti, 4968 nucleotides long. The record is from the annotation of a GenBank genome assembly. NCBI's taxonomy places the organism in Eukaryota, Metazoa, Porifera, Demospongiae, Tetractinellida, Geodiidae.